AUGUCGACAGCUGAUAUUCUUCUCCCUGUGCGGGAAUUCCUGUCCGCUCCAUUCACAGCCGCAUUCUGUGCCGGCGGUGUUGCAGGCGCCGUGUCCCGGACGGUCGUCUCCCCCUUAGAGCGGCUCAAGAUCCUUUACCAGAUACAAAGCGUAGGCCGCAACGAGUAUAAGAUGUCCAUCGUCAAAGCACUUAAGAAGAUGUACACAGAUGAGGGCUGGAGGGGCUUCAUGAGAGGCAACGGCACAAACUGCGUACGGAUAAUACCAUAUUCAGCAGUGCAGUUCGGCGCAUACAAUGUCUACAAACGGUUUGCCGAACCAUCGCCUGGUGCCGAUCUGGACCCUCUGCGCCGGCUGAUCUGUGGUGGCUUAGCUGGAAUCACCUCCGUCACAUUCACAUAUCCCCUGGACAUCGUCCGAACACGCUUGUCCAUUCAGUCCGCUUCAUUCGCUGCGCUUGGGAAACACGAAGGAAGAUUACCAGGCAUGUGGCAGACCAUGGUGACCAUGUAUAAGAACGAGGGUGGUGUCCCUGGCCUUUACAGAGGCAUCAUUCCCACCGUGGCUGGCGUGGCUCCCUACGUGGGCCUGAACUUCAUGGUCUAUGAGUCCGUCAGGCAAUACUUUACCGAGCCGGGCGAAAAGAACCCUGUUUGGUAUAGAAAACUUGCGGCUGGCGCCAUCUCCGGAGCUGUUGCUCAGACAUGCACAUAUCCUUUUGAUGUGCUACGGCGCCGGUUCCAGAUCAAUUCGAUGAGCGGCAUGGGCUACCAAUACAAGUCGAUAUGGGGGGCAAUCACUACCAUUGUUGCUCAAGAGGGAUUCUGCGGUCUCUACAAAGGGAUCGUGCCCAACUUGCUCAAAGUGGCUCCGAGUAUGGCUAGCAGUUGGCUCAGCUUCGAGAUGACUCGGGAUUUCUUAGUUGGCCUGAAACCGGAUUCGGAAGCGGCAGAACCGUUAUGA
Molecule: messenger RNA, 963 nt
Organism: Cladophialophora yegresii CBS 114405
Lineage: Eukaryota; Fungi; Ascomycota; Eurotiomycetes; Chaetothyriales; Herpotrichiellaceae
Exons: 1
Coding region: 1-963 (320 amino acids)
Biological process (GO): transmembrane transport
Source: RefSeq, a predicted model, not a curated record